AUGUUCGCGCGCGUCGUCCGCGUCUCCAUCGCCCGUCGCACCGCGCGGUCGCGCCGCGGCGUCGCCCGAGGCGCGACCGCGCGCGCCGAGGACCCCGACGCCCGUCCCCUCGACCGACGCCCGUCGACGCUCCAUCGCUUCUACGUCGACGAAGAGCUCCGUGCGAACACCACGACGCGUCUGUCGAGGGAAGAGACGCGACACGCCGCCAAGGCGCUGCGUCUGCGCCCGGGCGUCGCCGUGGAGGUGUGCGACGGCGUCGGUCGCCUCGCGCGGGCGACGCUGGGCGACGUCCUCGACGGCCGCUUCGUCGUCGACGUCGAGGACGUGCGCGUGGACGUCGACGGUCGCUCGAGUGGGAUCGAUUGGGACGUCGUGUGCGCGUUCGCGGGUUUGAAGGGCGGACGCGGGGAUUGGUUGGUGGAAAAGUGCGCGGAACUCGGCGCGCGACGAUUGGUCCCGUUGCUCGCGUCGAGGUCGGAGCGACGAUCGACGCGAGGUGAGGAUGGGGAGGGUGAUGCACGACGUGGACGCGCGGGACGGUGGGACCGCGUCGCGCGAGCGGCGAGUAAACAAAGUCUCCGGGCGCGGGAACUGGCGGUGGGCGAGACGACGGACGUGGAGGCGCUGUGUCGAGAGAUGGCGCGCGAACGAGAGGUCGGGACGCGAGUGACGCUGUUGGCGUUGCAGGGAGGGGCGCCGGUGGCGGACGUCGCGCGGGAGGUGGGACCGCGGGCGAUGCGCGCGGGACGGGUCGUCGUGGGACCGGAGGGCGAUUUCACCGACGAGGAGGUGCGCGCGAUGAUUCGAGCGGGAGCGCGACCGAUCGGACUCGGAACGCUUCGUCUUCGCGUGGAGACCGCGGCGGUGAGCGCGCUCGCGGCGGUGAGCGCGCUGGUGGACGCGACGGAGGCGGCGGAGGCGGCGGCGGACGGGACGAAGCGCGAGUCGUAG
Molecule: messenger RNA, 954 nt
Organism: Ostreococcus tauri
Lineage: Eukaryota; Viridiplantae; Chlorophyta; Mamiellophyceae; Mamiellales; Bathycoccaceae
Product: Ribosomal RNA small subunit methyltransferase E
Exons: 1
Coding region: 1-954 (317 amino acids)
Biological process (GO): rRNA base methylation
Molecular function (GO): rRNA (uridine-N3-)-methyltransferase activity
Source: RefSeq, a predicted model, not a curated record